AUGGAUUUCUAUCCCAUCUCUUGUUGCUUAGUGGUCUAUAAAACUGUUACAAGGAUAUUGGUUGAUAGAUUAGCUGCUUUCUUUCCUAGUAUGGAAUCUCUAAACCAGACUGCCUUUGUGAAGGGUCGUUGCAUUAUGGACAAUACUCUGCUGGCUCAGGAGGUGGUUAAGGGUUAUGCCACUUGUUUAACCUCUCCUCGGUUCUCCAUGUCACUUAAUGACAGUCUUGUUGGGUACUUUAAGGGUACUACAGGCAUUAAGCAAGGGGAUCCUCUUUCCCCUUACCUAUUUGUUCUCAUUAUGAAUGUGCUCUCUAAGGUCUUGGACAUGGCUGCAGCUAAGGGGUUAUUCCACUUCCACUCUAAUUGCAAGAAGAUGGGGCUCACACAUUUGUGUUUUACGGACAAUUUGUUGAUCUUUUGCAAGGGCUUCUUGGACUCGGACGUUUGGGUUCAAUGUAUUUUGGAAGAGUUCUAUUUGAUGUCGGGUUUAAAGUUAAAUGCGACUAAAAGUGAACUAUUUUCUUCUGGGGUCCCUGCAUGUCAACUGGAAGCUAUUAAAAAUAUUAAUGGUUUUAAGCUUGGUCGGCUUCCUAUCAGGGAGCUCAUUCUUCCCAUGUCAGUGAAAAAGAUGAUUAGCCAACAAUGUAUGAGGUUCUUUUGGAAGGGUCAAGAUUCAAGUGUUGUUGGUGCUAAGGGAACUGAUUUCUGGCUUGCUGACUGUAAGAUAAACGCCAGCUGGAGCUUAAGGAAGCUAUUCAAACUAAGGGUAGAGGCUGCUCGUAUCUUUACUUCUGUUUCGAGCCUCCAGCAGGUGAAGGCUACUUUGGAUUUGGGGUGA
Molecule: messenger RNA, 840 nt
Organism: Hibiscus syriacus
Lineage: Eukaryota; Viridiplantae; Streptophyta; Magnoliopsida; Malvales; Malvaceae
Exons: 4
Coding region: 1-840 (279 amino acids)
Source: RefSeq, a predicted model, not a curated record